UUAGGAUCACACAUAUCCCACACACAUUAAAUCACAUUCAAUAUAAUAAUCACACUCACUAGUGGCCUCUCCUGAUUCCUCAAUCUCAAUGACGUUAAUUAAUUUAUCCCCUCUAUUUAUAACACAUCAAUAAACCCCGCGAAUCUCCACCCAGAUUUAAAGUCACACUCACAUAGACUGAACCUCAUACACCCAGCACAAACCAUGAGUUUACAGUACAGUUAUUGUUAUUGUUAUAUCGUUGUUGUUUUCUUGCUGCUCCUGCAGAAGCGUGCGAUGACGGGCCCAGCGCACCGCGAGCUGUUAGCCUCGGUGCUGCGCAGCCACAUCGUGAUGUGUCACACGCUGCUGCCCGCCGACCUCGCCCGACCCCGAAACCUCACCUCACUGUCGGGCACCGUGAUGACCACCCGCAGCCAGGAGGGCAGCAUCUUCAUCAACGAUGCUAACGUGACGUACAGUAACGGCGUCAGCGUGAACGGGGUCUUCCACGAGAUCAGCAAGUUCCUGGUGUCUCCCUUCCCGGUCGAUAAUCUUCCCGCCACUCUGCUGAACCUGACGGACGUAGCCGAGCGUCAUGGGUAUAAAACCUUCUUCAAACUGCUGCAGGACUCCGGGCUGAUGGACCUGCUUCAGGAUCACAUCUUUCAGCCGGUGACGCUCUUCAUGCCUUCAGACAAAGUCAUGGCCGCCCUGCCGAAGGAGCAGAGGGACUUCCUGUUUCACCCAGACAACCGGGCCAAGCUGACCGAGUACCUGAAGUACCACAUCCUGCAGGGCCGGAAG
Molecule: messenger RNA, 786 nt
Organism: Notothenia coriiceps (black rockcod)
Lineage: Eukaryota; Metazoa; Chordata; Actinopteri; Perciformes; Nototheniidae
Product: stabilin-2
Exons: 4
Source: RefSeq, a predicted model, not a curated record